Molecule: messenger RNA, 2655 nt
Organism: Esox lucius (northern pike)
Lineage: Eukaryota; Metazoa; Chordata; Actinopteri; Esociformes; Esocidae
Product: fizzy-related protein homolog
Exons: 14
Coding region: 547-2034 (495 amino acids)
Biological process (GO): anaphase-promoting complex-dependent catabolic process; positive regulation of ubiquitin protein ligase activity; positive regulation of anaphase-promoting complex-dependent catabolic process
Cellular component (GO): anaphase-promoting complex
Molecular function (GO): protein binding; anaphase-promoting complex binding; ubiquitin ligase activator activity
Source: RefSeq, a predicted model, not a curated record
GUCACUCACUUGGAGCUACAGCAUCCAAAUUGGAGUACCUCCGUCUCAUUCAAACAGGUUUUAUGUUAUGUACGCCCACUCGGAUUGAAACGGAACUCAGAUGUACUCUUUCGGGCCAAUAAGCAGCGAGUGCUGCCUUGUUUAAAAAUAAGUUUGGAUCUUGCUCUCUCUCCUGAUAUCUAUGGGGCAACUAACAGUGUGGGGUGUAUUCAUUCCCCUUUCACUGCACAUCAUUUCAUUUAAAACAGUUUCUAUUGGACAAUUUCAGCUGUGUUUUUCUCCUUUGACAAAACAGGGAGGGACCUAGCUGAAUCUGUCCAAUAGAUAUGUUUGAAACGUUUUGUAUAAUUGAACAAAUCCCAAGCGUAGGUUUUCCGUGUUUUUAUUUGAAGAGCCUAGCUACCUUUCGAUCGAGGCCGAAACCCAAGCCAAGGGGGCUAGGAACGUACGGGGUACAGCUGUGGUCUGCUGCAGCCAGCGGAGUCAGAAAGGCAAUACGUUUUCCGGACUGGAUAGCUUCAAGUACUUUGACCCAAAGAUUUCUCCAUGGACCAUGAGUAUCAGAGUCGCCUGCUUCGGCAGAUCAACAUUCAGAACGAAAACACCAGCCCCAUUAAACCGACAGAGGUGAUGCGCAAUUUGACGCCCAACAACUCCCCCAUGUCCUCUCCAAGCAAGCAUGGCGACAGGUUCAUCCCAUCCCGUGCCGGGGCCAACUGGAGUAUCAACUUUCAUAGGAUCAAUGAGAAUGACAAAUCACCAAGUCAGAGUAGAAAAACAAAGGAUGCGACAACCGAUAGCAGCAAAGCGGAUGGGCUGGCUUACUCUGCUUUGUUGAAAAAUGAGCUGCUCGGGGCUGGCAUCGACAAAGUGCAGGACCCCCAGACAGAAGACAGGCGAUUGCAACCCUCCACGCCGGAGAAGAGGAGUCUCUUCAGUUACUCCCUUAGUGCCAAGAGGUCCACAAUAGAUGAGGACAAUAACAUCUCUCCCUACUCGCUGUCACCUGUCAGUAGCAAAAGUCAAAAGUUGCUACGCUCACCCAGGAAGCUGACCCGUAAAAUCUCCAAGAUCCCAUUCAAGGUCCUGGAUGCUCCUGAACUACAGGAUGAUUUCUACCUCAACCUUGUUGACUGGUCUGCUCUAAAUGUGUUGAGCGUUGGCUUAGGAACUUGUGUCUACCUCUGGAGUGCUUGUACCAGCCAGGUGACUCGUCUGUGUGACCUGUCAGUAGAGGCUGAUUCCGUUACAUCCGUGGAUUGGUCAGAAAGGGGCAAUCACGUGGCAGUGGGGACUCACAAAGGCUAUGUCCAAAUCUGGGAUGCCGCAGCCGGCAAGAAACUCUCCACGUUAGAGGGACACACUGCUAGAGUUGGUGCGCUGGCCUGGAAUGCCGACCAGUUGUCGUCAGGCAGCCGCGACCGCAUGAUCCUGCAGAGGGAUGUUCGCACGCCGCCUCUCCAAUCGGAGCGCCGGUUGCAAGGCCACCGGCAGGAGGUGUGCGGUCUGAAGUGGAGCACAGACCAUCAGCUGCUCGCGUCCGGCGGCAACGACAAUAAGCUGCUCGUCUGGAACCACUCUAGUACGGCCCCGGUGCAGCAGUACAAUGAUCACCUGGCUGCAGUUAAAGCCAUCGCCUGGUCCCCCCAUCAGCAUGGGCUGCUGGCAUCCGGGGGCGGAACGGCUGACCGCUGUAUCCGCUUUUGGAACACGCUCACCGCACAGCCACUGCAGUGCAUGGACACCGGUUCGCAGGUCUGCAACCUGGCCUGGUCGAAGCAUGCCAAUGAACUGGUCAGCACACACGGUUACUCCCAGAAUCAGAUCUUGGUGUGGAAAUAUCCGGCACUCACACAAGUAGCCAAGCUUACCGGCCAUUCGUACAGAGUGCUGUACCUGGCACUGUCUCCUGAUGGUGAGGCUAUUGUCACAGGUGCUGGAGAUGAAACAUUACGCUUCUGGAAUGUGUUCAGUAAAACACGAUCAACAAAGGAGUCAGUAUCUGUUUUGAACCUCUUUACCAGGAUAAGAUAACUGCAAUUCAGGAAUUGACUUUGAUCGGGUGUCUGGAAUUUCUCAUGACAAUUAACACAAUGCAAAGAGGAUGACCCAACAUCGACAUGGCGUCUUGUCAUGAAGGAUGGAGAGGGGAAAAACGUUACUUUGUCAAUCCUUUGCUCUGAAACAAGUUUAUCUGGACUUUUUUCAGAAUGGAAGUGUCCUCCAUGUCUCUUUGUUUUUUGCAAUUUCAGUACUGUUCAAUCUACAGUUAUGUUUUUUUGUAUGUUGCUUUUUUGUAUUUUAUCAUGUCUGUGUCAAAGGUGCUUUAAAGUUCAAUGGAUCUAAAAUUCAAGUGUUUGUACGCUCAGGUCUUAUUUAUUUACUGUUUGAAAUUAUGUAUUUUAAUGUUUUAUAUAGGCUGGUGCAAGUUGUAUAAUAGGACAAUGAUUGCAGAUGUUUUGAAAAAAGGGCUUACCAUUUGGAAUAGAGGGGGGGGGGGGAAACAAGUGCAUGUGUUUUAGCACUAUGUUCAAUACAGUAUGGUUAAUGAAACAUGUUGUCAGUUGUAAUGUAAGGAGAACACUCAAUUAUUUCAACUCAAGCAAGAUAGAACAACAGUUAAAAAUAGUAAUAAAAAAAAAUUGUUUUCCCUUC